AUGCUUAAGAGUGUUGAACUACUUCGGGACCCUUAUGUCAAUAAGGGUUUUGGUUUUACUGAGAACCAGCGCAAUGAACUCAAACUGAAGGGCCUCAUUCCAGCCCUAAUUGACUCGGCUUCAACAUUCGAGGAGAAGCUGAACUUGGAACGUCUUCGCCGAAUCGCUAAAGACUUCGACAAGUACGACUUCCUCCUGAGGCUCUACGACACCAACCGCGUUCUCUUCUUUCGACUUCUGAACAAAUACACCACUGAGCUGAUGCCGCUUGUCUACACGCCUACAGUGGGGGCUGUCUGUAAAGAGUACUCUCUUGUACACCAAAAUGGGCGUGGUCUCUUCAUUCCAAUUAGCGAAGACGCGAACAUCAGAGAACUGCUCAGAAACUGGCCUCAGGCGCGCAACGUCAAGGCUAUCUGCGUGACCGACGGCGAGAGGAUUCUCGGCCUCGGCGACUUGGGCUCGUUCGGCAUGGGCAUCCCCGUGGGCAAGCUGGCGCUCUGCACCGGUCUGGCCGGAAUUCCCACGGAGAACUGCCUGCCCAUUGUCCUCGACGUGGGCACCAAUAACCAGGAUCUACUCUCUAACCCGCUUUACUUCGGAAUGCGUCAGAAACGCGUCACCGGCGACGUCUAUGACAACUUCAUUGACGAGUUUAUGCGGUCUUGUGUGGACGUGUUUGGGAAAGAUGUGCUCAUUCAAUUUGAGGACUUCGGAAAUCACAAUGCCUUCCGCUUUUUGAAAAAGUACCGUGACAACUACUGCAACUUCAACGAUGACAUCCAGGGAACCGCCUCGGUCAUUCUCUCUGGAUUGCUGACCGCGUGCCGCGCCACUGGUCGAAGACUAAGGGACGAGAACAUCGUCUGUUUCGGCGCAGGCGAGUCCAUGAUCGGUUUCGGCAACCUCCUUGUCGAGUGCCUCAUGAGUCGCUCAGGCCUGACGGAGGCAGAGGCCAAAAGCCACCUCUGGAUGGUGGACAGUCGUGGUCUGAUCGUGGAGGGUCGUUCGACCGGCGGGAUCACCAAGGAGAAGGCUCCGUUUGCUCGGCCCGCUGGAUCGUGUCCGGAGAUGCGAGAUCUCAAGGAGGUGAUAUUGGCGGCCAAGGCCACUACUCUGAUUGGUGCGUCCGCGGUGCCAGGGGCCUUUAACGAGAACAUUCUUGUCGCGAUGGCCAAGCAGUCGCCUCGGCCACUCAUUUUCGCCCUCAGCAACCCGACGGACAAGUCCGAAUGCACCGCGCUCCAAGCCUACAAGGCCACGAAGGCAAGUAGUCCCGCCUCGCCCCUCUCUCAUGUUUAA
This is a messenger RNA of Mesocestoides corti, 1302 nucleotides long. The record is from the annotation of a GenBank genome assembly. NCBI's taxonomy places the organism in Eukaryota, Metazoa, Platyhelminthes, Cestoda, Cyclophyllidea, Mesocestoididae.